Plectropomus leopardus (leopard coralgrouper) is the source of this 1868-nucleotide messenger RNA. Lineage: Eukaryota; Metazoa; Chordata; Actinopteri; Perciformes; Serranidae. The record is from RefSeq and is a predicted model, not a curated record.
AGGCAGUCGCAGUGUUAGUUAACACUUCACUGUCAGGAGAGCGGGGUGAAGAGAACAGAAGAACAAGACUGAGAUUUGAAAUUAACCUUAAAACAGGAGAAAAUGUUACAGAGGGCGGCCUCCAAUGUGUCAGACAAAAAGAGCAUGAAGCCGAAGCGCUCCACCAGCUUCGGCAGGUUUGAGGGGCUCAGACAUCAUUCAUCACAAGCAAAGCCAGAGGAAAAUGGAACAUCCAUGCUCACAGAAGAGUGUGAGACUUUGGACCCAAACAAAUCGGCUGGACUUGGAAAAAAGAUGAAGGCCAUUUCAUUGACCAUGCGCAGAAAAAUGGGCAAAAAACACGCCAAGUCUUUCUCUGAGGAGAUGGGUGAUGACACAGACAAAGACCCUGAGGUAGAGACAGAGGGUAGCCUGCCAGCUGAGAAAAACUCUGCAAAGACAAGCAACUCGUUAGAGAGUCUUUACAGUGGCCAGAGCUCGUCUAGUUCAGGCGGUGUGACCAGUGAAUCCAACGGUUCUGGUAAGAGAGACAGUCUGAGGCUGGAGGAGGACGGCUCCUAUCAGGGACAGUUCUGCGGCAGAGCUCGUGUCCAUACAGACUUCGUUCCCAGCCCGUAUGACACAGAUUCCCUCAAACUCAAGGUUGGUGACAUCAUCAACAUCAUCAGUAAGCCUCCAAUGGGCAUCUGGACAGGCAUGCUAAACAACAAAGUGGGCAAUUUCAAGUUCAUCUAUGUAGAUGUUUUAGUGGAAAAGGAGGAAGAAGAGGAGGCACCAAAGAUCAGACAACAGAAGCUGUGCAAAAGACCUCGACCUAAAACAUUGCUGGAGUUACUAGAACGACUGAAUCUUGAGGAGUACGCCUCUGCCUUGCUGAUAAAUGGCUACCAGACAGUGGAGGACUUAUUGCACCUGCAGGAGAAACACCUGAUAGAGCUGAAUGUCAAAGACCCCGAGCACAGACGCAAGCUUCUCGCUGCUGCUGAGUACCGCUACACAGAAGGUGAUGAUGUCAGGGAUGCGGAGGAGCACAUAUCCUCCCACAGUCUACAGGAAGAGGACAGUGACUGUCCCAGAGACUCGGGCUGCUUCAUUCCAUCUGAAUGCUCAGACAGUAAAGACGACGCAGAGCAGCUCACAGACGCUGCGGACUCUUAAUGCGAUCACCUGUCAGAUGGAUACGUUGAUGUUUGGAACUCAGUGUUGGGUGUAUUCUUAUGACUUGUGGUUUCUACAAUUAUCCCUUUAUUUUCUCAAAAUUUUAUGUUAAUUUCGUGCUUGCCUAAUGUAGAAGCUUUUGAAAAGUGUGAUAGGAAGAACAAACAACCAAUAUUCUAAAUGUCAUCUUAUCCAUGUAUCACUUUAUCAAGAUAAUAAUGAAGUUGUACAUUUGAUUUCUGGAGUUCUCUUUAUUUUAUGUUGUUGAAAAGUGACAUUUAAUUGAUUAAAUGUUACUUAUAUUUAUUGCAAUAUCAAUAAUUUAGUGGUUUUUUUUUCCAUAUAAAGCCUUUAUUUAUCACAUCUGCAUAAUUUUGACCUUUCUUAUCAAAUCCAGUCUGAAUUCAACAUCCAGUGUAAUCUCUUUUUUUCCUUCUGUGAAUAAAGUGGUGUUGUUGAGGGGAUGUUUUUGAAAUGUAGUGACAGGGUUUGAACAGCACAUGGUCAGAUCUUGCCUAUAAUGUAUACUGUACAGGAAAACAUGUUAUUUUCUAAAGUUUUUCUGGCUGUGGUUGAAUGAAUGUGUGUGUGUGCGUGUGUGGCCUAUAAAAAAAGCCUGCGUGCAAAUGAGAGAGCCUGUGUGUGAACUCAUGUAAAGCAUUCGACUGUUUUUGCAACUUUUUGUAAAUAAAGAGCCAAAAGAAAUGCAA